GCUUGGCGCCUGCGGCGGCGCGCGAGGACUCGGAGGUACCGGGCGCGCGCGGCUCCAGCUCCGGACGCCUCGGGCUCGGGCUGCGGCUGCUGCAGCGGCGCCCGCGCUCCGGUGCGUCGGCCUCCUGGGCCCGCCACGGAGCGCAGUCCGCGCGCCCGCCGUGCGCCCUCCACCCACUUUCCCUGAUCCCGUGGCAAUGGGAGCUGCGCGGGGAUCCGGGGCCAGCCCCCGCCCGCUGCCUCUGCUCAGCGUCCUGCUGCUGCCGCUGCUGGGCGGUACCCAGGCAGCCAUGGUCUUCAUCAAGGAGCCAUCCUCCCAGGAUGCACUGCAGGGGCGUCGGGCACUCCUCCGCUGUGAGGUUGAAGCUCCCGGCCCAGUGCACGUGUACUGGCUACUCAACGGGGUCCCUGUCCAGGACACCGAGCGGCGUUUUGCCCAAGGCAGUAGCCUGAGCUUUGCAGCUGUGGACCGGCUGCAGGACUCUGGGGCCUUCCAGUGUGUGGCUCGGGAUGACAUGACUGGAGAAGAAGCCCUGAGUGCUAAUGCCACCUUCAACAUCAAAUGGAUUGAGGCAGGUCCCGUGGUCCUGAAGCAUCCAGCCUCAGAAGCUGAGAUCCAGCCGCAGACCCAGGUCACGCUUCGCUGUCACAUUGAUGGGCACCCUCGGCCCACCUACCAAUGGUUCCGAGAUGGGAACCCCCUCUCUGAUGGUCAGAGCAACCACACAGUCAGCAGCAAGGAGCGGAACCUGACCCUCCGGCCGGCCAGUCCCGAGCACAGUGGCCUCUAUUCCUGUUGUGCCCACAAUGCUUUCGGCCAGGCCUGCAGCAGCCAGAACUUCACCUUGAGCAUUGCUGAUGAAAGCUUUGCCAGGGUGGUGCUGGCACCCCAGGACGUUGUUGUGGCAAAGAACGAGGAGGCUAUGUUCCAUUGUCAGUUCUCAGCCCAGCCACCCCCAAACCUGCAGUGGGUCUUUGAGGAUGAGACUCCCAUCACUAACCGCAGUCGUCCCCCACACCUCCGCAGAGCUACGGUGUUUGCCAAUGGGUCCCUGCUGUUGACCCAGGUCCGGCCUCGCAACGCAGGGGUCUACCGCUGCAUCGGCCAGGGGCAGAGAGGCCCACCCAUCACUCUGGAAGCCACUCUUCACCUGGCAGAGAUUGAAGACAUGUUGCCAUUCGAGCCACGGGUGUUCACAGCCGGCAGUGAGGAGCAUGUGGUCUGCCUGGCACCUCAAGGUCUGCCAGAGCCCAGUGUAUGGUGGGAGCAUGCCGGAGUCCGGUUGCCUGCCCAUGGCAGGGUCUACCAGAAGGGCCAUGAGCUGGUGUUUACCAUUACUGCUGAGACUGAUGCUGGUGUCUACACCUGCCAUGCAGCCAACCUGGCUGGUGAGCGGCGACAGGAUGUCAACAUCACUGUGGCCACUGUGCCCACAUGGCUAAAGAAGCCCCAAGACAGCCAACUGGAAGAGGGCAAACCAGGCUAUUUGCAUUGCUUGACCCAGGCCACACCUAAACCCACAGUCAUCUGGUACAGGAGCCAGAUGCUCAUCUCAGAGGACCCACGAUUUGAGGUCUCCAAGAACGGAACCUUGCGCAUUAACAGUGUGGAAGUGUAUGACGGGACAUGGUAUCGCUGCGUCAGCAGUACCCCAGCUGGCAGCAUCGAGGCCCAAGCCCGUGUCCAAGUGCUGGAAAAGCUCAAGUUCACACCACCACCCCAGCCACAGCAGUGCAUGGAGUUUGAUAAAGAAGCCACGGUGCCCUGCUCAGCCACUGGCCGAGAGAAACCCACAAUUAAGUGGGUAAGGGCAGAUGGGAGCAGUCUCCCCGAGUGGGUGACAGACAAUGCCGGAACCCUACACUUUGCCCGAGUGACCCGAGAUGAUGCUGGCAACUACACCUGCAUUGCCUCCAACGGGCCACAAGGCCAGAUCCGUGCCCAUGUCCAGCUCACUGUUGCAGUUUUCAUCACCUUCAAGGUGGAGCCAGAACGCACAACUGUGUAUCAGGGGCACACGGCCCUACUACGGUGCGAGGCCCAGGGAGACCCCAAACCACUCAUUCAGUGGAAGGGCAAAGACCGUAUCCUGGACCCCACCAAGCUAGGACCCAGGAUGCACAUCUUCCAGAAUGGCUCUCUGGUGAUCCAUGAUGUGGCGCCCGAGGACUCAGGCCGCUACACCUGCAUUGCAGGCAACAGUUGCAACAUCAAACACACGGAGGCUCCCCUCUACGUCGUGGACAAGCCAAUGCUGGACGAGAACUCAGAUGGCCUGGGAAGCCCUCCCCCAUACAAGAUGAUCCAGACCAUCGGGCUGUCGGUGGGUGCCGCUGUAGCCUACAUCAUCGCUGUGCUGGGCCUCAUGUUCUACUGCAAAAAGCGCUGUAAAGCCAAGCGGUUGCAGAAGCAGCCAGAGGGCGAGGAGCCAGAGAUGGAGUGCCUCAACGGUGGGCCUUUGCAGAAUGGGCAACCCUCAGCAGAGAUCCAAGAGGAAGUGGCUUUGACCAGUCUGGGCUCCGGCACCUCGGCCACCAACAAGCGUCAUAGCACUAGUGAUAGGAUGCACUUCUCUCGGGCCAGCCUGCAGCCCAUCACCACACUGGGGAAAAGCGAGUUUGGGGAGGUGUUCCUGGCGAAGGCGCAGGGCCUGGAGGAGGGCGUGGCAGAAUCCCUGGUGCUUGUGAAGAGCCUUCAAAGCAAGGAUGAGCAGCAGCAGCUGGACUUCCGGAGGGAGUUUGAGAUGUUUGGGAAGCUGAACCAUGCCAAUGUGGUGCGGCUUCUGGGGCUGUGCCGGGAGGCCGAGCCCCACUACAUGGUGCUGGAGUAUGUGGACUUGGGAGAUCUCAAACAGUUCCUGAGGAUUUCCAAGAGCAAGGAUGAAAAAUUGAAGUCACAGCCCCUCAGUACCAAGCAGAAGGUGGCCCUGUGCACCCAGGUGGCCCUGGGCAUGGAGCACCUGUCCAACAAUCGUUUCGUGCACAAGGACUUGGCUGCUCGCAACUGCCUGGUCAGUGCCCAGAGACAGGUGAAGGUGUCAGCUCUGGGCCUCAGCAAGGAUGUGUACAACAGUGAGUACUACCACUUCCGCCAGGCCUGGGUGCCACUGCGCUGGAUGUCCCCUGAGGCCAUCCUGGAGGGUGACUUCUCCACCAAGUCUGACGUCUGGGCCUUUGGUGUGCUGAUGUGGGAAGUGUUCACUCAUGGAGAGAUGCCCCAUGGUGGGCAGGCAGAUGAUGAAGUGCUGGCAGAUUUGCAGGCUGGGAAGGCUCGACUUCCGCAGCCCGAGGGCUGCCCUUCCAAGUUCUACCGGCUGAUGCAGCGCUGCUGGGCCCCCAGCCCCAAGGACCGGCCUUCCUUCAGUGAGAUUGCCAACACCCUGGGAGACAGCCCGGCAGACAGCAAGCUGUGAGGAGAGAGCCCCGCAGGCUGUGCCUCAGGAUGGCGUGGGCAGGAGAGGAUACCUCUUGAGGGGAGCCUGCAGCAUGAUGGGCAAGACCCCUUUCCUCCUCAGCCCUGGGGUCCCUGCCCUAGCACAGCAGACAUUGCCAAGGUCUGGGCAGUGCCUGGGCUUUUCUCUUCCUCCCCCUUAGCCCUGGGAGAGGCUGAUUGGGACCCAGACCAGGUGUCUCAGGCCUUGGGCUGGGCAUCUUUCUUUGCCACCCCUUCCCUCAUGAGGGACAGUGUGGGUGCCUCAGGUAACCCCAAUUUCUGGCCUGUGACUUAUCCUUUUGGUCAGGUCCAGCUCUGCCGCUCAUCUGCCAACUUUGUCUGGGGAGGGCUAGUCUGGGGAUGAGCUGGGUUUGGGGGAUCCUAAAUAUUACUCAAGUUCCAGGCUAACUCUGGGCACAUGGGGCCAACCAGUCUCUUGGCCUACAGGUUCCACUUGGGGGUCUAGACCAUGAUGUUGGAGGACACAGCAAGUGAGUCCUCUCCACUGUGGGCUUGUGCACACUAACCCAGACCCAUGCUUUUCCCCGCUCUUCUCUCCUUUCCUCAUCCUAAGUGCCUGGCAGAUGAAGGAGUUUUCAGGAGCUUUUGACACUAUAUAACCCGCCCUUUUUGUAUGCACCAUGGGCGGUUUUUGUAUGUAAUUGCAGCGUGGGGCGGGUGGGCAUGGGACGUAGGGGUGGGCCCUAGAGGAGGGGAUGGUGGGCCACUCCUGCCUCUCACUUUUAUUGUUGUUGUUGUUGUUUGUUUGUUUUGUGGGGUUUUUUGUUUUGUUUUGUUUUUACACUUGCUGUUCUCAAUAAAGAAGCCUUUUUUACA
This is a messenger RNA of Castor canadensis (American beaver), 4269 nucleotides long. It is a transcript of the gene Ptk7, whose product is annotated as protein tyrosine kinase 7 (inactive). Gene Ontology annotation, cellular component: neuronal cell body; axon; plasma membrane. The record is from RefSeq and is a predicted model, not a curated record. NCBI's taxonomy places the organism in Eukaryota, Metazoa, Chordata, Mammalia, Rodentia, Castoridae. Gene Ontology annotation, molecular function: protein kinase activity; ATP binding; axon guidance receptor activity. Gene Ontology annotation, biological process: homophilic cell-cell adhesion; protein phosphorylation; synapse organization.